GCGGAAUAACUGAAGAAGCACCAAACGACAUCGUUGACCACUUGUCUCUAUAUAUUUAAUAUUUUCAAAAGCUAAACCCCUCUUUUUCUCUACUCGAGACUUCCACCACAAUCUCUGUAAUUUUCUCGGAGGAAAUGGCUCGAAAUAAGGAGGGCCUUGUUCUGGUGCUCGAUGUUGGUCCAUCUAUGCAUGCUCUGCUGCCGGAAAUAGAAAAAGUUUGUUCUAUGCUAGUACAAAAGAAGCUCAUCUACAACAAGUAUGAUGAAGUGGGAGUUGUCGUAUUUGGUACUGCAGAUACUAAAAAUGACUUGACAGUGGAAGUGGGUGGAUACGAAAACGUGAUGGUUUUGCGGGAUGUAAAGGUUGUAGAUGGAGAUCUCAUUGAAGCUGUACAACAACUUCCUCGAGGAAGUGCCCAUGGUGACUUUCUUGAUGCAAUUGUUGUUGGGAUGGAUAUGCUGAUUAAGAAGUAUGGGCCAACUAACAAGGGAAAGAAACGUUUAUGUCUCAUCACCAAUGCACUUACUCCAAUCAAAGAUCCAUAUGAGGGAUCAAAGGAGGAUCAAGUAAACACAGUUGCUGCACAGAUGAUGACGCAUGGUAUGAAGAUGGAUUGCAUAAUUAUUAGAGCAAACCAAGAUUGGGGUGUGAGAAAGGAGAUUGUGAAAGAGAAUGAUUUCCUUUUAGAUGUAUUUUCAACCAGAUCUUCUUCAAAGAAGGUGUAUGUUGAGAGUGCAACUUCACUUUUAGGUGCAUUAAGAACUCGUAACAUAUCGCCAGUCACUAUAUACAGGGGUGAUUUUGAGCUGAGCUCCAAACUGAAGAUCAAGGUAUGGAUCUACAAGAAAACAUCUGAAGAGAAAUUUCCCUCUUUGAAAAAGUAUUCUGAUAAAGCACCUCCAACAGAUAAGUUUGCCACUCAUGAAAUCAAGGUUGAUUAUGAAUACAAGAGUAUUGAAGAUCCAAACAGAGUUGUACCACCUGAACAAAGGAUCAAAGGCUACCGCUAUGGUCCUCAAGUUGUCCCUAUAUCAUCUGCUGAGUGGGAAGCUGUGAAGUUCAAACCAGAGAAAGGUGUAAAGCUUCUAGGCUUUACAGAUGUUUCAAAUAUCAUGAGACAAUAUUAUAUGAGAGAUGUGAACAUCUUCAUUGCUGAACCUGGAAAUACAAAGGCCACACUCGCAGUCUCAGCAUUAGCAAGAGCAAUGAAAGAUAUGGAUAAAGUAGCUAUUAUCCGCUGUGUUUGGAGACAAGGACAGGCAAAUGUUGUUGUGGGAGUCCUAACUCCUAAUGUAUCAGAAAAAGAUAAUAUUCCAGAUUCAUUUUAUUUCAAUGUGCUUCCUUUUGCUGAAGACGUGAGGGAGUUCCAGUUCCCAUCUUUCAGCAAUCUCCCUCCAUCAGUGCAGCCAAAUGAACAGCAGCAACAGGCUGCAGAUAAGUUGGUUCAAAUGCUUGAGCUUGCUCCAUCUGGCAAAGAGGAAGCCUUGCAACCCAACCUCACACCCAAUCCUGUUCUUGAGCGUUAUUAUCGUUCCCUUGAGCUGAAAUCAAAGGACCCAGAUGCUGCUAUCCCUCCACUUGAUGAGACCCUCAGAAAGAUAACAGAACCUGAUGCCGAACUUCUUUAUCAAAACAGAGCUGUGAUUGAGGAAUUCCGUACGUCAUUUGAACUCAAAGAGAAUCCAAAGCUGAAAAAAUCAUCCCGAAGAGUAUUAAGAGAAAAACCUUCUGGAUCAAGUGAGGAAGGAGAGGGUGUAAGUGAUGUUGGUCAAGCCAUGGAUGCUAUUGAAUAUACAUCCAACGUAAAAGUCGGAAAAAUAGGGGAUUCAAAUCCUGUUCAAGAUUUUGAAGCCAUGAUAUCUCGUCGAGAUAGUCCACAAUGGAUUACAAAAGCUAUUCAGAGCAUGAAAGACAAGAUAUUUGAUCUAGUUGAGAACUCUUUUGAAGGAGACACCUAUGAGAAAGCACUGGAGUGUCUAGGUGCUCUCCGCAAGGGUUGCAUUCUGGAGCAGGAACCGAAGCAGUUCAAUGAUUUUUUGCAUCAUCUCCAUAAAUUCUGCCAAGAGAAAAACCUCAGUAGCUUUUCCGAAUAUUUGAUGUCACACGAGAUGAUGUUAAUAAGCAAGAAUGAAGCACCAGAGAGUGAUGUUCCAGAGCAUGAAGCCAGACUCUUAACCGUGAAAAAGGAGCCGAAGGCUGAGCAGGAUCCUGAGACAGUACCCCUCGAUGUCGGGCGGUUGUAACAAUUUUUGACUCAGCUCGAUGGUCACAGAAGAGACUCUUCAGUCAAGUCAUUAAUGUUCCGGUAACCCAAGAACCAAGUAAGCAUAUCUUGACACCACCUGUAAACAAUGGAAGGACUUCACAAUCGAAGAAGAGUAGCUUCAAUCUUCUCAUCCAAUCCUGUUUUGUUCAGAUGCUCAGCCGAGACUCAAUUGCAUGUUUGUGUACGUGCAAAAUCUGUGAAUAUUGUGACCUUUGAAGGAACUUGUCUGAACCAAUUGCAUCCGCUAGAUAAGAUGAAGAUCCUGAUACUGUUGGCGACUAAUUAUUUGGUGAAACAUGUGAAACACAUACUUUGAUUUAUCACAUAACUUUUUUUUUAAAUCUUAUAUCCAUUUUCUGAUA
This is a messenger RNA of Sesamum indicum (sesame), 2628 nucleotides long. It is a transcript of the gene KU80, whose product is annotated as Ku80 family protein. Gene Ontology annotation, cellular component: Ku70:Ku80 complex; nucleus. The record is from RefSeq and is a predicted model, not a curated record. Gene Ontology annotation, molecular function: DNA helicase activity; telomeric repeat DNA binding; damaged DNA binding. Gene Ontology annotation, biological process: double-strand break repair via nonhomologous end joining; telomere maintenance; DNA recombination. Lineage: Eukaryota; Viridiplantae; Streptophyta; Magnoliopsida; Lamiales; Pedaliaceae.